AUGGCCUCCACGAUGACCUCCUCCCUCGUCUCCACGAAGCUCGCCGCGAAGACGAGCGGCGUCGCGACCGACACCCGUCGCGCGCGCGCCGCGGUCGUCGUCCGCGCGGCCGCGAAGCAGGGCAAGCCGAAGGUGCUCACGAAGGCUGCGGACCUGCGCCUCAUCGGCAAGGCGGUCACCGCCGCGGAGGAGCUCGGCCUGAUCGGCAUCGCGGACGGGAUCGACCUCGCGGGGAUCGAGAAGGCUGGGCUCCUGAGCAAAGGGCAGGCGCUCAUCUACGAUCGCGGCGCGCCGGGAAAGAUCUCCACGCUCGGAUUCCUCCUCGCCGCGGCGGGCGCGGGGGCGGUGUACGUAAUUCCCGACGACGGCGCGGCGUCGAUCGCGGCGCAGGUCGUCCUCGCGAGCGCGUGCGCGGUCGGGUUCGGCGCGGCGUUGACCGGCUCGUCGCUCCUUCGCAAGCUCCAGAACUGA
This is a messenger RNA of Micromonas pusilla CCMP1545, 471 nucleotides long. RefSeq lists its product as uncharacterized. The coding region runs from base 1 to 471 and encodes 156 amino acids. NCBI's taxonomy places the organism in Eukaryota, Viridiplantae, Chlorophyta, Mamiellophyceae, Mamiellales, Mamiellaceae. The record is from RefSeq and is a predicted model, not a curated record. The transcript has a single exon.